Molecule: messenger RNA, 1737 nt
Organism: Ornithorhynchus anatinus (platypus)
Lineage: Eukaryota; Metazoa; Chordata; Mammalia; Monotremata; Ornithorhynchidae
Gene: OGFOD1
Product: 2-oxoglutarate and iron dependent oxygenase domain containing 1
Exons: 13
Coding region: 80-1720 (546 amino acids)
Biological process (GO): peptidyl-proline hydroxylation; regulation of translational termination
Cellular component (GO): cytoplasm
Molecular function (GO): L-ascorbic acid binding; peptidyl-proline dioxygenase activity; iron ion binding
Source: RefSeq, a predicted model, not a curated record
GCGUCUGGGAGAUGAAGUCCUGCCCGCGCGAGGGCGUCUGGGAGUCACCGUCGGCGUUGGGCCUAAGGACCGGCCCGGCAUGAGUGGCAAACGGCGAGCGGACCUCACCCCUCUGCGUCCUGAGGGGAAGAAGAAGGGGAAGAGGGAGGUGACGGGCGACUUCUCGGGGGCCGUCAGAGAGGAGCCAUUGCGAAGCCAGGUGGCGGAGGCCUGGAGGCGAAGAACACGCUUUCACCACGAUGCCAUUGUCAUGGACACAGAACCCUUUCACCACUGCGUGAUCCCGAACUUCAUCGACUGCCAGACCUUCUUGGAAGGGCUUCAGAAAGAGCUUUUGAACUUGGACUUCCAUGAGAAAUGCAAUGAUUUGUAUAAAUUCAAACAGUCAGAUGACCUGAAGAAAAGGAAGGAACCGCAUAUAUCUGCCUUAAGGAAAGUUCUGUUUGAAGAAUUCCGAAUGUGGCUUUCUGACAUUGCUAAUGUGGACUUGGAACCAACCGUUGACCUGUCCUGUGCUAAAUAUGAAUAUACAGAUGCCUUGCUGUGUCACGACGACGAGCUGGAAGGACGCCGAAUCGCCUUCAUUCUUUACCUGGUUCCGCCAUGGGACGAGAACCUAGGAGGCACCUUGGACUUGUACGAUACGGACGAACAUUUUCAGCCUCAGCAGAUUGUCAAGUCUCUUGUCCCUUCGUGGAACACGCUGGCUUUCUUUGAAGUGUCUCCAGUAUCUUUCCAUCAGGUGUCCGAAGUUUUGUCAGAAGGCAAGUGCCGUUUGUCUGUAAGCGGCUGGUUUCAUGGUCCUUCACUGGCAAGGCCCCCUCGCUACUUUGAGCCCCUCUUACCUCGGACCCCUCACAUCCCUCGAGAUCAUGAGAUUUUAUAUGACUGGAUCAGCCCUGCCUAUCUGGACAUUAGUUCCCAGGCUCAGAUUCAAGAGGAGUUUGAGGAGCGAUCAGAAAUCCUCCUGAAAGAUUUUUUCAAGGCUGAGAAAUUUGAAAAGGUCUGUGAAGCUUUGGAGAAAGGAGACUUGGAAUGGAUCAGCCAAGGUCCCCCAAACAAAAGAUUUUAUGAGAAAGCUGAAGAAGGGAGGCUUCCAGACAUCUUAAGGGAGUGUAUGGAGUUAUUUCGCUCUGAAGCACUGUUCUUGCUGCUCUCCAACUUCACGGGCCUGAAACUUCAUUUCCUGGCCCCUUCAGAUGAGGAGGAGGAGGAUGAAGAAAAAGAAAUCAUCAGCACAGGCAACAUUGAAGCUGGUCCCGGACACAGCUCCUUUAAACCAGAGUCCAGAGAAAGCAGUCCUGGAUCCAGUAGCGACACAACCCAAAACAAAGCUGAAUCGGCCACAGAGUCAGAGGACGAAGAACCAAAGAAUAGAUCCAGCGUUCCUACAUGCAAGGGCGAGUUGAGGUUCUGGAAGAACGGUCACUACACUUUAGUCCACGACACCAAGAAUACCGAGUUUGCUCUGGACCUCAUGCUUUACUGUGGCUGUGAAGGUUGGGAAGCAGAAUACGGCGGUUUCACCUCCUACAUCGCAAAAGGUGAAGAUGAAGAGUUGCUCACAGUGAAUCCAGAAAACAAUUCUUUGGCUUUGGUUUUCAGAGAUAAAGAGACUUUGAAAUUUGUCAAGUACAUUAACCACCGAAGCUUGGAGCGAAAGAAAACUAACCAGAGCAGAACAGGGUUCUGGGAUUUUUCUUUUGUGUACUAUGAAUAAAAAAACUUUACCAAAGA